Molecule: messenger RNA, 3697 nt
Organism: Homo sapiens (human)
Lineage: Eukaryota; Metazoa; Chordata; Mammalia; Primates; Hominidae
Gene: LRRC37B
Product: leucine rich repeat containing 37B
Exons: 15
Coding region: 941-3538 (865 amino acids)
Cellular component (GO): membrane
Source: RefSeq, marked validated
GACCGCGCUCCUGUAGAGGGAAGAAACAAGGUGGCGGUUGAAGGCGAUCUUGAGUGGGGCCCCAGCAAUUCGGUUGAGCCUUCUCCCUCCACUCGCUUCCGCCGGCCGGGCCCCUCCCGCCCAGCCCCUCGGGCCUCCCAACCCGGCCCCGGCGCUCCCCACCGCCGCCACUGCGCCCGGCCCUCCCCGUCAGCUUUCCCUUCUCCCGCCGCCUGGGCUCCAACAAGAGGGGCCGGCGGGGCAGGCCGACCAAGCAGCCCGCGGCUCCCGCUGCGGAGCGCUGCGCCCCGGCCCCGCCGCCGCCGCCGCCCACGUCCGGACCCAUCGGGGGCUCCCCUCGCCGAUACGCGGUAGUAGCCGGGGCAGGUGGGCAGCCGCCAGGCUGAGGUGGCGCCCAAGACGCGGCUGAGCUCGCCCAGGGUGGGCAGCAGUAGCCGGAGGAAGCCACCGCCGCCGGCCCGCCCCGCGCCGGCACCAGCGCACGGGCCCGGCGGGGGCGCGGGGGCAGCCACCUAGCCCGGACCACCGCAGCCCGGAGGGCUGUCAACAGAGUGGUGUAUGAUGACUACGAGAGCGAGGAGGAGGAGUAAGAGGAGGGGGGCGGCGAUGCCGAGGAGACCCAGGAGUCUGAGGACAACUAGGAGGAUGACAUGGAGGAGGACGACGAUGACUCCGAUUAUCCGGAGGAGCUGGAAGAUGACGACGAGGACGCCAGUUACUCCACGGAAAGCAGCUUCAGCAGCACUCCAGAAAGUGGUAAAAUAGCUGUGGAGUGCAGACCCAGUGAAGAGAUUGUAGAUGUCAGAUGGGAAGAACUACACAGUUUAAUUCAAGUCAGUUGCUCUCCCCUGAAGGAAGAGUAUUCUCGGAUUUCACCUCAGAGGAGGAAGAAUUCAGGCUGCCAGAACUGGACUAGCACUUCUGAAGAUCCCAAGGCCAGAUGUCAGCCCUGCCUCAGGAACCAACUGAAAAUUUGGCUCCAUUCCUGAAGGAAUUGGAUUCAGCUGGAGAGCUGCCCCUGGGGCCAGAGCCGUUCUUGGCUGCACAUCAGGACUUAAAUGACAAGCGGACUCCAGAAGAAAGGCUCCCAGAGGUGGUUCCGCUUCUCAACCGGGAUCAGAACCAGGCCCUAGUUCAGCUUCCUCGCCUCAAGUGGGUUCAAACUACAGAUCUAGAUCGGGCUGCAGGUCAUCAGGCAGAUGAAAUACUUGUUCCACUAGACAGUAAGGUUUCAAGACCAACCAAAUUUGUUGUUUCGCCCAAGAACCUGAAGAAAGAUCUAGCUGAACGUUGGAGCCUUCCUGAGAUUGUUGGGAUUCCACACCAAUUAUCCAAACCUCAGCGUCAGAAACAGACUUUGCCAGAUGAUUAUUUGAGUAUGGACACACUGUAUCCCGGCAGCCUACCUCCAGAACUCCGGGUGAACGCAGAUGAGCCUCCAGGGCCUCCUGAGCAAGUUGGACUUUCUCAAUUCCAUCUAGAGCCCAAAAGUCAAAAUCCAGAGACCCUUGAAGACAUCCAGUCCUCUUCACUCCAGGAAGAAGCCCCAGCGCAGCUUCUACAGCUCCCUCAGGAGGUAGAACCUUCAACCCAGCAGGAGGCCCCAGCUCUGCCUCCAGAGUCCUCUAUGGAGAGUCUAGCUCAAACUCCACUGAAUCAUGAAGUGACAGUUCAACCUCCAGGUGAGGAUCAAGCUCAUUAUAAUUUGCCCAAGUUUACAGUCAAACCUGCAGAUGUGGAGGUUACCAUGACUUCAGAGCCUAAAAAUGAGACAGAAUCUACCCAAGCCCAGCAGGAGGCCCCAAUUCAGCCUCCCGAGGAGGCGGAACCUUCUUCUACAGCCCUGAGGACUACAGAUCCUCCUCCAGAACACCCUGAGGUGACACUUCCACCUUCAGACAAGGGUCAGGCUCAGCAUUCACACCUGACUGAAGCCACAGUUCAACCUCUGGACCUGGAGCUUAGCAUAACUACAGAGCCUACUACAGAGGUUAAACCGUCUCCAACCACGGAGGAAACCUCAGCUCAGCCUCCAGACCCGGGGCUUGCCAUAACUCCAGAACCCACUACAGAGAUUGGACAUUCCACAGCCCUGGAGAAGACUAGAGCUCCUCAUCCAGACCAGGUUCAGACUCUGCAUCGAAGCCUGACUGAAGUCACAGGUCCACCUACAAAGUUAGAAUCUUCGCAGGAUUCAUUGGUGCAGUCUGAAACUGCACCAGAGGAACAGAAGGCCUCCACAAGCACCAACAUAUGUGAGCUCUGCACCUGCGGAGAUGAGACUCUGUCAUGUGUUGGUCUCAGCCCAAAGCAGAGGCUCCGCCAAGUGCCUGUGCCAGAGCCCGACACCUACAAUGGCAUCUUCACCACCUUAAAUUUCCAAGGAAACUAUAUUUCAUACCUUGAUGGAAAUGUAUGGAAAGCAUACAGUUGGACCGAGAAACUAAUUCUCAGUGAAAAUUAUUUGACUGAAUUACCUAAGGAUUCAUUUGAAGGCCUGCUAUACCUCCAGUAUUUAGAUUUAUCCUGCAAUAAAAUACGAUAUAUUGAAAGACAAACAUUUGAAUCACUACCAUUUUUGCAGUAUAUAAAUCUGGGCUGCAAUUUAAUUACAAAACUGAGCCUUGGAACAUUUCAGGCCUGGCACGGAAUGCAGUUUUUACACAACUUAAUUCUCAAUCGCAAUCCUCUGACUACUGUCGAAGAUCCAUAUCUCUUUGAACUGCCGGCAUUAAAAUAUCUAGACAUGGGAACAACACACAUCACACUUACAACACUUAAGAACAUUCUCACGAUGACUGUUGAACUGGAAAAACUGAUCUUACCUAGCCAUAUGGCCUGCUGCCUCUGCCAAUUUAAAAAUAGCAUUGAGGCUGUCUGCAAGACAGUCAAGCUGCAUUGCAACACUGCAUGUCUGACUAACAGCAUACAUUGUCCUGAAGAAGCAUCUGUAGGGAAUCCAGAAGGAGCGUUCAUGAAGAUGUUACAAGCCCGGAAGCAGCACAUGAGCACUCAGCUGACUAUUGAGUCGGAGGCGCCCUCAGACAGCAGUGGCAUCAACUUGUCAGGCUUUGGGGGUGAUCAGCUUGAAAUUCAGCUAACCGAGCAGCUACGGUCCCUCAUCCCCAACGAGGAUGUGAGAAAGUUCAUGUCUCAUGUUAUCCGGACCUUGAAAAUGGAAUGUUCAGAAACACAUGUGCAAGGGAGCUGUGCCAAGCUCAUGUUGCGAACAGGCCUCCUGAUGAAGCUUCUCAGCGAGCAGCAGGAAGCAAAGGCAUUGAAUGUAGAAUGGGAUACGGACCAACAAAAAACAAAUUAUAUUAAUGAGAACAUGGAACAGAAUGAACAGAAAGAGCAGAAGUCAAGUGAGCUCAUGAAAGAAGUUCCAGGAGAUGACUAUAAGAACAAACUCAUCUUCGCAAUAUCUGUGACUGUAAUACUAAUAAUUUUGAUUAUAAUUUUUUGUCUUAUAGAGGUGAAUUCACAUAAAAGGGCAUCAGAAAAAUACAAAGACAACCCAUCAAUAUCAGGAGCCUGAGCAUGAGUUAAAGCAUGUGGAUGGCCUGGAGCUAUGUUUUUAAAAUUGUUAUUAAAUAUUGGUUUUUUACUUAAAUCAAUGAAAACUUUCUUUACUUUGUGGUUGUGUUCCUCAAAAUGAGAAUUUUUAACAAUAAUAAAAAUAAAGCUUGUUAGAUCA